Molecule: messenger RNA, 1870 nt
Organism: Coregonus sp. 'balchen'
Lineage: Eukaryota; Metazoa; Chordata; Actinopteri; Salmoniformes; Salmonidae
Source: the annotation of a GenBank genome assembly
AUGUCCCGCGCUGCAUCAAAGUCCCGUGCUGAGAAGGGGCGCACCAACUCUGCCCCUGCACCCCCCCCUCCUCCUUCCCAGAGUCCAGAUGUGGUGGACAUUGUCCCGGGCCGCCUGACAGAGUCCAACUGGGUGUCCAUGCUAGGGCAGGAGGAAGGAGAGGAGGUGGUGGUGGAGGUCCUGUAUGAAUUCAUGAACCAUGUCAUGGAGAAGUGUUACACUGUGUACCUCCAGAGACAGGUGAGGCCUUACGUUCACAGGUGGAGACUACCUGUGUCAGACAGUAGUCUGAUACAAUCACUGUGCAGAGAUGACAUUCUAAUUAGGUUUCAAACAAGUAUUAAUAAAUGUACUGUAGCCAAUUAAGAAUCCUUCAGUUUAUGUGCUUAUCAGUCUAAGGUGGGUAGUAUAUAUACUAUUGAUUUAAUCAAUUCACUUUACAAUAAGUGCCUUCCUUUGCUCAGAGGAUCAAAUGCCCUGAUUCAAUCUGGCUGGCAACCAAUUUCACUUUUCUAUCCUCUCACCAAUAAUGCUGAUAAUUCUUUGCGGGACUGUCAAUGAAAUGUAUUUUCUCUAGCCAGAGCCAUUCACAGCGUCCUGGGCCCGAGAUUCUUUGGUGCAGAUUCUGGAGUGGCAGUUCCUGGUCCAGGAUGAGGGGGAGGGACCAGACAGUGCCCCCUCCUGGGCAGAAGAUUCAGAGCCCCUGCCGUCAACUACAGACUCCUGGGCACAAGGCUGUGUGCUUGUUCUGCAAGCCAAGCCAACAAAAUACCCUUCUCCCCUACAGGUAGCUCUGAACAAUACUCCAUCAAGAUGCAUUGUGUUUCCGCUCUGACAAUUCUACCUGGAAAUAACCCAAAAUGUCAAGGAUAUAUCUAGCAGUAAAUAUGUAGUAGUAAAGGAAGUAGAAAUAGUAAAAUAAGAAAAUUCCAUGAAAUAUAUUAUUUGAAGCUAGUUGCUUGCUUACUGGUGAGUGGCCGGUGUAAAGCUAAUACUGUAAAGCUAAUAAUUUGAUCAUAAUAAUGUAAUCUAACACAUCUCUGGUGUUUUCCUCCAGAGGUACACUCCAGUUGGUGAGGUGGCUGGACGGACAGGUCAUAGGGCCAAUCACAGGACUCACACAGUGAGCCAGCUUAGUUCCUCACUCAAGCAUUCCAGAGAAGACAGAAAAGCAAGAGAGCCACCAGGUUUUAGGGGUUUCAAACUAUCCCCUGCCCCCCCACCCAUAACUGAGGGAGGAACGAGGAGGCAGCAUCACUCAUCACCCACCACUCCUACAGAGGACUACCUGCAGUCUCCAAGUCAUUCUCUGAACAGCUCAGUGACUGAGGAAGAAGAGUAUGUAGAGACAUUCCCAAACAGCUCUGUCCAAAGUGCUAAGCUCCGUCCUCAGCUUGGAGGCUUCCCAGCUAUCCCGAGACUGGAUCUUGCCUCUCUUCCACGCCAUUGUGUCUGGCCCCAAUAUGAGGUGCUGGAUGCCAGUCCCUCAAAGCGCCAUCCAUGGAGAACCGGAGGUCCACUGGCAGCAGGGCAGAAUCGUGAGAAACAACACACCACACAGACAAAGGCAAUGAAACCCUUGACCAACUACAAAGGCCCAUCCAGGGCCCAGAGGAGAAGUGCCCUGACUGGGACAGUCUGUCUGGCAAUUAGAAGGAGUAUUCCACAUGGGGGCAACAGUGAGGGGAUUGUACCCUUCUCUGGCACUCUGAUGCUGGACAGCAUGGAGCUGGCCUCAGGGGUCACUCUCAAAGGCCCCCAGGGGACCCGUUUCAGCCCCCUCAAAGGAUGCCCAGCCCAGCCAGAGCACAGUGCAGAGCUGAAGCCCAUACGGAACAAUCUGCUUGUGCCACUGUUUCCCCUGGAGUAG